UAAAAAUGUUACAUUUAUGUAAAAGCUGUUAUGUUAAAAAGUGCGCACUGUAAAUGUUAAUUAACAGAAAAACUGAGCUACUUUGAUAUCAGCGGUGUGGCAACGCCGCUGCAAAGUAUAUACAGAAAUCAAAUAAGAUUUUUUGCAUGCUAAAAUCGCGCUUAAAUAACGAUAAUACCAAUUAAAAUAGCACAAAAAGCGCAAUUUCAAGACACUAUGAAACUGGAGGAGCUUUUGACAAAGGGCGCAUCAUCGCCGCAGGACGACGAGGAUGAUGAUGAAAAGGCGGAGUCGAAAACAAAAGCCACAAAUGAUGGAGGGGGUGAGAAUGUUUCUGAUGCUGCGGAGGAGGAGUCUACUGAAAAAGAAAGCGCGACUGGUAAGAAAAAAGGCACACGCAAGAAACGCUCGCUCAAUUGGGAGGAAGCUGAGCGAGGACUACUACUGGAGGUCAUAAAGACCAAAGUCGCCUUUGUGGAAAAUCGCAGUGUUGACGCCAAAAGCAUAAAAGCCAAGCGUCUCGCCUGGUCGCAAAUCACAAAGCAAUUCAACAAUCUCAACUUUCGCCAUCGACUGUUGGAGCAAAUACAAGUGCAAUGGCGCAGCAUGAAGAAUUCAGCCAAGCGUGAACAUCAACAGAAGCACCCCAAGUCGGAGCACUUGGAAGGCAUGCGCAUGAUUGAGUUUAUGGAGGAGCUGCAAAAGGAUCCAGUAACAUCGCGCAGUCAAACACGCAGCGGCACGAAUGGUGCAGCUAAUCCCGGAAGUGUGCCCUUGAAAAAGGAUCUGAUCGAAAUAGACGAAGAUGAGGACAUGCCAUUGGCCGCUUUGCCCAAUUCAACAAAUGCCAGCGAGGAUACACUCCAAACGUCCACCAUUGCUAUACCAUCACCACCGCCUUCCACCGGUGGCGGCGACUCACAGCAAGAGAAUGCACAAUCAUCAACCCACUCACAAUCGGGUACCAGUCGACGUAGACGCACCAAAGCCAAACCGUCGCUUAGCAGUAAGGAAGAUGCAGACACCAUCGUAGCCACAGCUGACAAUGACAAAAGCUCACCAGUGCGAAAAAGGCGACAACGAAAUCACUCUCAAGCACAGUCAGUGCUCUCGGAUGAUUUCAAAAUUGAUUCACCCGAGCAUAUAAGUACAAUUACAACUGCUGCGGUGACUGAGCCUAUAAGCCAUGUAGAAAUAGAGGAAAAGUAUAAGCAGCAACUGUUUAAGCUGCUAAAGCAGGCGCGUCUGGCCGAAAUGGAUUAUGCACGCCGUGAACAUGAGCAGAAGUUGCGUUUCGAGCAAAUGGAGCAAGAGCUUAAGAUGUCGUAUUACCGCCAGGAGCAGGACCUCAAGCUGCGACAUAUGCGCGAGGAGCAUGAUAUGCGUCUACGUCAACAGCGACGCGAGCAUGAGGCACGUAUCAAUGUUUACAAUGGCGAAGCUCAGCAGCAACUGACACAUUCGCAAUUAACAAUGGGUGGACGUUGUAAUACAAAAAUGGAAUACAAUAAUGUGCAACAGCAACCGACGACGUCUGCAAGCAGCCACAGCAUGGAAUCGGCGCUGGCGCUCAAUGCCAAUUCCUUGGCCUACAACUAAAUGUUGUAAAAAUACGAAUUGCCAGUAUUUAGUGGAAUCUGUAAAACUUUGAAAACACACACUUAGAAUUAGCUUGAAAUGCGUUAGCAAAAUGUAGCCGAGUCUCUAAAGCUACAGACUAAACGAGAUGAUUACGAAUCUGAUUACGAAUAUGAAUACGAAAACUCAUGUUGCCACAGACAGGCUGCGGCGUUACUUUUACGCCCUGCCCGGAACUCAAGAAAAUGGACUGUUAUUUUAUUCAACACUCAAGCAACACGGACGCAGACUAAGUGUACACAAGGCAUUUUCAAUAUUAGUAUUAUAAUUGUAUCCUGGUAACUAUUAAGUAAACUUGAAUUUCGAACGCGGUUGUGUUGUUCCCCCUAAAAACCAAUAUAUACUCCUAGCGCAUACGUUCCCAACUGAUCCCAAAAAAAAUAUGAACUAUCCAGACAGUAUUCUAUUUAUUUUGCCACUGUAUUAUUUUUACAA
Molecule: messenger RNA, 2073 nt
Organism: Drosophila busckii
Lineage: Eukaryota; Metazoa; Arthropoda; Insecta; Diptera; Drosophilidae
Exons: 3
Coding region: 217-1599 (460 amino acids)
Source: RefSeq, a predicted model, not a curated record